UGCGACAUCUUUGCUUUAUAAGCUAGCUCCACAUCCUCCAGCUCCCAUACGCAUAAACAUGUUUUUCGGAGAUUUUUCUACAUUUGCAAACUAAAACUCCAAUCUACCCACUUAGUUUUUGAAAAACUUGGUUGUAAGUUGUAUCUUUGAUUAUCGUAGCCUAGGCUUCGAUGAUGAUUGUGAUUCAAAAUCAUCAUAAAAGAUGGGAAUACAAACAAAAGAAUCGAAUUUUAGCCUAUCCAAUCCUACCUUGGGCUCGAUCACAUGGAGAAGCUAAGUUAAAACAAUACAUGAAGAUUCAGCCACAGAGUUGUCGGCAACAACAGACUCUGAUUUACUCUCCACUUCUUUGAAGCACUGUAGUUUGCAGAUUAUGAAAAAGAUGUAGAAACCUUGUUAAGUUUAGCCGGCUUUGUAUUCUCUUUCGAUCUCUCCACCAGUAGAGACGAUCUGGAUCAUCCCUUCUUAUAAAUGAGUAUUUUCACAAUGCCGUUGCCCUUAUAUUACCGAAUACUAUGGUUCUUACCUCCACCAGACCAAGUUAUGGAUCAUUAUGGAAUAUAUGGCUGGUGGUUCAGUCGCUGACCUGCUUCAACCAGGUCAUCCAUUGGAUGAAAUUUCAAUUGCUUGUAUUACGGGUGGUCUACUUCAUGCUGUUGAAUAUCUCCACACUGAGGGGAAGAUCCACAGAGAUAUCAAAGCCGCUAAUAUUUUGUUGUCCGAGAAUGGUGAUGUCAAGGUCGCGGAUUUUGGUGUGUCUGCACAAUUAACCCGGACAAUAUCGAGGAGAAAGGUGCUUAUAUCUUAUUAUUCUAAUGAAGCUCCUGGUUCUCUGUCGUGUCUCAUUCACUUUUCUACCCUGUAGCUGUGGCUUUGUGCACUUUCUGUUAGACUAAGUCACACUGCACAUUUUUCUUUGCAUGCUAUUCCAUAGUCUUAAUCAUUCUAAUGUUCGAACAUUUUCAAAAUUUUAUCUUAUAAGUUGA
Molecule: messenger RNA, 986 nt
Organism: Raphanus sativus (radish)
Lineage: Eukaryota; Viridiplantae; Streptophyta; Magnoliopsida; Brassicales; Brassicaceae
Exons: 5
Coding region: 554-865 (103 amino acids)
Biological process (GO): protein phosphorylation
Molecular function (GO): protein kinase activity; ATP binding
Source: RefSeq, a predicted model, not a curated record